UGCUCGCGGGCCGCGUGCGGAGCCGCGCGCCCGGGAGCUCCGGGACGGUGGCGGCGGUUGGCGGCGGCGGCGGUGGCGGAGCAGUCCUCCACGGGCCAUGUCUUUUCCGGCCGUGGCGAGGAGCUCCUUGAGAGGGAGUCGGGAGAUGGCCCCUAGGCCGCGGGGCCGGGGCCGAUUCUGGGAAGUGGACGGCGGCAGCGGAGACCGGCUGGAGCGCGCUGCCGCGGAGUCGGAGCGCUGGGAGCUGCUGCUCCGCCGCGGCGAGCUGCUGGCCCUGGGCGGCCACCUGAAGGGAGCGCUGGAGGCGUACGCGGCGGCGCUGCGCCGCGGGGCCCCGGUCAGGCCCGAGUGCCUGGGCACCCUGGUGGACUGCCUGGUGCUCAACUACCGGCUCCGCCACGGGCUGGGCUGGAGCGCAGCGCGGGCAGCGGGCGCGGACACCGGCACCGGCGCCGGCGGGCUGCUCAGCUGCCUGGGCUGCCGGGGCUUCCUGAGCGAGCCGGUGACCGUGCCCUGUGGCCACAGCUACUGCCGCCGCUGCCUGAGGAGAGAGCUCCGCGCCCGCUGCCGCCUCUGCCGGGACCGACUGCCGCCCGCCGCCGCUGCCGCUGAUGCCGAGGGCACCACCCCGCGGCCGCCGCCUCUGGCUGCCGCCAUCGCCGCUUCGGGCUUCAGAACCAGUGUCGUCCUCAACCACCUGGCCGAGAAGUGGUUCCCGGGCCAGCUGGAGCGAGCCCGGGCGGCGGGCCGGCUCGGGGAGCUGCUGCACGAGGGACGCUACCGGGAGGCCCUGGCCGCCGCCUGCGAGGCGCUUCGAGCAGAGCCUGGCAACUUGACUCUAAAAAUUUACAGAGCUGAAUCAUACGCUGGUCUCCAAGAGUUUAAAGCAGCCAUAGAAGAUCUGAAUGCAGUUCUCUUUCAACUGCCAAAUUGGCCUGAGGUCUACUUCAGGAAAGGAAAAGUGCUCCAUGAUGCUGGCUUUUUAGGUGAUGCCUUACAACUCUUUCUGCAGUGCUUAGCCCUUGACGAGGAUUUUGCACCUGCGAAGCUGGAAGUGGAAAAGAUUUUAUUUGAUUUAUUAUCACCUGAAAACUUAAAAGAAGGCCUGAAGGAUUCUUCCUGGAGUUCGUUGCCGUGUACUAAAAACAAGCCUUUUGGCUUUCCGUCAGUGAUGGAAGAGCCUCACUCUGCCAGUGAGCCUAGCCCGGAGCAGAGUGGAGAGAGAGCGGAGGUCCCGUCGGAGCCUGUCAAGGGGAGCUUAAACCGUGCUCAGUCAGCGCAGGCCAUCAACGCCGCGGGAAGGCCCGCCCGGGAAGACGGCCUGAAGAGAGUGUCCUCGGAACCUUCACUCUCUGUUCGAGAAAAAGGUGCUCUGCUGAAAAGAAAGCUGUCUCUUUUGGAGCAGGACGUGAUUGUCGAUGAAGAUGGACGAAACAAGCUUAAAAAGCAAGGAGAACCUCCCAGUGAAGUCUGCACGUUUUCACUGGCUUCUGGCGACGUCCCGGGAGAGCUGAUAGACGCCUCGGACUUCGAGUGUUCUCUGUGCAUGAGGUUGUUUUUCGAGCCAGUAACAACCCCUUGUGGACACUCGUUCUGUAAGAGCUGCCUUGAGCGUUGCUUAGAUCAUGCACCGUAUUGUCCCCUUUGCAAAGAAAGCUUAAAAGAGUAUCUAGCAGAUAGGAGGUACUGUGUCACGCAGCUGCUGGAAGAAUUAAUAGUGAAGUAUCUGCCUGAUGAGCUGUCCGAGAGAAAAAAAGUGUAUGACGAAGAAACUGCUGAACUCUCACACUUGACCAAGAAUGUCCCAAUAUUUGUUUGCACUAUGGCCUACCCCACUGUGCCUUGCCCUCUUCAUGUAUUUGAGCCAAGAUACAGACUGAUGAUUCGCAGGAGCAUACAGACUGGAACCAAACAGUUUGGGAUGUGCGUCAGUGACACACAAAAUAGUUUUGCAGAUUAUGGUUGUAUGUUACAAAUUAGAAAUGUACAUUUCUUACCUGAUGGAAGGUCUGUGGUGGACACAGUCGGAGGAAAGCGGUUUCGGGUUUUAAAAAGAGGAAUGAAGGAUGGAUAUUGCACUGCAGACAUUGAGUAUCUGGAAGACGUUAAGGUGGAGAAUGAAGAUGAGAUAGAGAACCUCAGACAGCUUCACGAUUUGGUGUACUCGCAAGCCUGCAGCUGGUUUCAGAAUUUAAGAGACAGAUUUCGAAGCCAAAUUCUUCAGCACUUUGGAUCAAUGCCCAGGAGAGAGGAAAACCUUCAGGCAACCCCUAACGGACCUGCCUGGUGUUGGUGGCUUCUCGCCGUUCUUCCCGUGGAUCCCCGAUACCAGCUGUCGGUUUUAUCAAUGAAGUCUCUGAAAGAACGGUUGACGAAGAUACAGCAUAUACUGACCUAUUUUUCCAGAGACCAGUCCAAGUGAUGAACUGCUUGGCUCUUCCUUCAACGUCACCCUGACCCGGCUGUGCUGACGGCCAGGUCGUCCGCUGCCUUUGCACAUCCAGUGCUGGUUUGAGAAACGGAACGAAACUCUUGUGGUUUUUCUUUCCUUCAACCUCCAGAAUCAUGUGGUUCUGCAAAUGAAUACCCUCAACUAGGACUUAGACCACUAAGAACUUGCACAGAAAAACACGCAGCAAAUGUGUGUUAAACCUCUACAUGGUGAUGAAGUUGCACUAUGUACCAUAUUCUAACAUGAAAUGAGAACUCUGUGUAUGUAUGUGGAGUGUGUGUGUGAGUGUGUGUGUGUGUGAGCGCAAGCGUGUGGGUCGUAUGUGUGCAUUUUCUCUGGCUUUAAGAUUUUAAAAGAAAAAAAAAGCCAUAGAGAGCAGAACUUGCCGAGGGUCACUUAUUGCCCAAGUUUACAACAGCAGCGAUACGAGUUUUGGCAACUAGACUUUGCCUCAGAUUUCUCCGUCCCGAUGCUUACAUUUGCACACGUGUGUAAACUGUGGUACUCAGUGUCGUGCUGUUGGGAAUCCUGCUCUUGCUGAGCUGUCUUGACCAUUGACUAUGACGCUUUCUUAUUUAUGUAAAUACUUGUGGCCCAGGGGCCGCCCGGCGCCGGGCGCAGGCCCUAGAGCCGGUCUUCAGGAACAGUCGCAAACCUGAUAUGGUACUGUGCAUCUAUCCAUAAAACACUCAAAACUGUGAAACUAUGGUUUACAUUUAAUUGUACAUAAAGGUAAAUGGAGAGCUCAACUCAGUACCAGUUUAGUUUGUACAUUUUAGGAGCUUUUCACAUCAACUGCCCAUCUAUGUAAUUUAUAGUUUGACAUGAUGUGUUUGUUUAAAAAAAUUACAUAGUUUAAACCCAUUAAGGAUCUGAGGGAAGAGAAGCUUAAUGUAGAACUAAGCUUUUAAAGUAUGUUUUAUUUCUUAAUUCUGGUCUUGGUGCAAAUGUUAGUUAUGCCUUAUUCACCAUAAUUAGAUCACCAUGCCGUGGCAUGGUUUAUAUUCAUGCUGCCCUAGAUACUUUUGUAAUUAUUUGUUGCAAACUUCUAACUCUCCCUAUUAACUUUCUUUUAUGUAAGUAAUUUGUAAAAGUUUCUGAAAAAUUUGCUUUUGCUUAUUUAAU
Messenger RNA from Phyllostomus discolor (pale spear-nosed bat), 3577 nucleotides. RefSeq names its product LON peptidase N-terminal domain and ring finger 1 (gene LONRF1). NCBI's taxonomy places the organism in Eukaryota, Metazoa, Chordata, Mammalia, Chiroptera, Phyllostomidae. The coding region runs from base 98 to 2422 and encodes 774 amino acids. The record is from RefSeq and is a predicted model, not a curated record. Gene Ontology annotation, molecular function: protein binding; metal ion binding. The transcript is spliced from 12 exons.